Molecule: messenger RNA, 1732 nt
Organism: Magnolia sinica
Lineage: Eukaryota; Viridiplantae; Streptophyta; Magnoliopsida; Magnoliales; Magnoliaceae
Product: glucan endo-1,3-beta-glucosidase 11-like
Exons: 3
Coding region: 342-1547 (401 amino acids)
Biological process (GO): carbohydrate metabolic process
Cellular component (GO): plasma membrane
Molecular function (GO): hydrolase activity, hydrolyzing O-glycosyl compounds
Source: RefSeq, a predicted model, not a curated record
GGAAGAAAAGGGCGGGAGGGGGUUUUUCGUCUUUUAAGAAGAUGCCAAGGUGGCCUCGGUGGUGUAGAGAGCAGCCGUCGGUCGAGAGAAAUAGAGAAGGGAAAAAAGAAAAGAAGAGAAGACAUAAACAAGCAUUUAAAAGAAGGUUACAGAGGUUGUCUUCUUAAGGCAAGUUCGUAGGGCAAGGCAAGGCAAAUGCAAGGCAAGCAGAAGGGAGAAAUUCUCAUACACGCAAAGAAAGGAAUGAGAGCUUCUCUCUCUGUAUAAGUCUCUCUCUCUCUCUCUCUCUCUCUCUCUCUCUCUCUCUCUCUCUCUCUCUCUCUCUCUCUCUCUCUCUCUCCAUGGCUAGCUUCUUCUUCUUCAGCUCUACUAUUGCUCGCUUUUUCCUUCUCUUUUAUCUCUUAUCUUCAGAUUUCGGCCUACUACAUGGAGUUGCACCACUAGGCAUCAACUACGGCCAAGUAGCAAACAAUCUACCACCACCAGACAAGGCCAUCACCCUCUUAACCUCCAUCAGGGUCACCAAAACAAGGAUAUAUGACACCAACCCUCAAAUCCUCACCGCACUCGCAAACUCCGGCAUCGAAGUCAUCGUGACCGUCCCCAAUGAGCAAUUGAGUGUGAUGAAGGACCCCAAUCAAGCCCUCCAAUGGGUCGCAGCCAAUGUGAAGCCCUACUUCCCAUCCACCAACAUCACCGGGAUCGCCGUCGGCAAUGAGAUCUUCACCACUGAGGACCCAAUCCUCGUGUUGAACCUAGUCCCCGCAAUGGUCAGCAUACAGAACGCGCUCGUCCGGCAUGGCCUAGCAUCUUACAUUCAUGUGUCGACCGCAAACUCCCUAGCGGUGCUAGAUAACUCAUAUCCACCAUCUGCUGGGGCCUUCAGCAGCAACCUCGCUGGGGUCAUGACACCUUUACUGAAGUUCUUGGCAGACACAAGGUCCCCAUUUUGGAUUAAUGCCUACCCAUACUUCGCUUACAAAGACAAUUCAAAUAAGAUCCCUUUGGACUAUGUGCUUUUCAACCCUAAUACUGGAAUGAUGGACCCAUACACCAAGCUGCACUAUGAUAACAUGCUCUAUGCACAGGUUGAUGCAGUUAUCUUUGCCAUUGCUAGGAUGGGGUUUGGAGGGUUGGAAGUUAGGGUUUCUGAGACUGGCUGGCCAUCCAAAGGAGACGCAGAUGAGUUUGGUGCAACCCUACAAAAUGCAGCUAUUUACAACAGGAACUUGCUACGAAGGCAGAUGAUGAGUGAAGGGACCCCUCUAAGGCCUAACCAAAGGCUAGAGGUUUAUCUGUUUGCUUUGUUCAAUGAGGACAUGAAGCCUGGACCGACGUCAGAGCGCAACUACGGGCUGUUCCAGCCGGACGGUACCAUGGCUUACAAUUUCGGGUUGGCCGGAAAGUCUUCUUCUUCUACCUCCACGACAUCCGUUUCACUAACUUCAUCUGCUGCUCAGGCAGCAAGCAAGGAAUUUCGAAGCUUGGCAUGUUGGACUUUUGUAUAUCUAUUUACAUUUGAAGCUUUAAUGAGAUGGCCACUAUAGAAUAACAAAGGGUUUGUUAUGGAUAUUUUUUUAUCUGACAAGGAAAAUAUGCGCAAAAGACUUGAUUUUUCUCGUAGAUUCUGUGCAUACAAAGUGUUAAAAACACUUUAAAAAACUGUAAAGUUUCCCAGCACCACCUGCAUCAAUUCAGGUGGGCCUCAUCAACCAUGUAUUGUGGAAUUUUA